GGGUCCGUGUGCGCAUGCUCGCUUCAUUUCCGCCCGGGCUGCAGCCGAGAGAGGACGCUUCGGCCUGAGCUGCAGAGACGCGGAAGGAGAAGCCGAAGCUGAAGGCGAUCCAGCAAAGAUAAGCCAAAAUGUCGGAUUCAAAGUACUUCACCACCACCAAGAAAGGAGAGAUUUUUGAACUGAAGGCCGAGCUGAACAGCGACAAAAAGGAGAAGAAGAAGGAGGCGGUCAAGAAGGUGAUUGCCUCCAUGACGGUGGGCAAAGACGUCAGUGCCCUCUUCCCAGAUGUGGUAAAUUGCAUGCAGACGGACAACCUGGAGCUGAAGAAGCUGGUCUACUUGUACUUGAUGAACUAUGCCAAGAGUCAGCCAGACAUGGCCAUCAUGGCUGUCAACACCUUCGUCAAGGACUGCGAGGACCCCAACCCACUGAUCCGGGCUCUGGCAGUGCGGACGAUGGGUUGCAUCCGGGUGGACAAGAUCACGGAGUACUUGUGUGAGCCCCUGCGCAAGUGUCUGAAGGACGAGGAUCCCUAUGUGCGCAAGACGGCCGCUGUCUGCGUGGCCAAACUGCACGACAUCAAUGCCCAGCUGGUGGAGGACCAGGGCUUCCUGGACACCCUCAAGGACCUCAUCUCAGACUCCAACCCCAUGGUGGUGGCGAACGCAGUGGCAGCUUUGUCGGAGAUUGCGGAGUCCCACCCGAGCAGCAACCUGCUGGACCUGAAUCCGCAGUCCAUCAACAAGCUCCUGACGGCCCUCAAUGAGUGCACCGAGUGGGGCCAGAUCUUCAUCCUGGACUGCCUGGCCAACUACAUGCCCAAGGAUGACCGCGAGGCCCAGAGUGUCUGUGAGCGGGUGACCCCCCGGCUCUCCCAUGCCAAUUCAGCGGUGGUCCUUUCAGCUGUCAAGGUCCUGAUGAAGUUCAUGGAGAUGCUCUCCAAGGACCUGGACUAUUAUGGGACUCUGCUGAAGAAGCUGGCCCCACCGCUAGUCACCUUGCUGUCCGCAGAGCCCGAGCUCCAGUACGUGGCCCUCCGCAACAUCAACCUCAUUGUCCAGAAGAGACCAGAGAUUCUGAAGCAUGAGAUGAAGGUCUUCUUUGUCAAGUACAACGACCCCAUCUAUGUCAAACUGGAAAAGCUAGAUGUUAUGAUCCGCUUGGCCUCCCAGGCCAACAUCGCGCAGGUGCUGGCUGAACUCAAGGAAUAUGCCACAGAAGUGGAUGUGGACUUUGUGAGAAAAGCCGUGCGGGCCAUCGGUCGGUGUGCCAUCAAGGUCGAGCAAUCGGCAGAGCGCUGUGUGAGCACCCUGCUGGACCUCAUCCAGACCAAGGUCAACUACGUGGUGCAGGAGGCCAUUGUGGUCAUCAAGGACAUCUUCCGCAAGUACCCCAACAAGUACGAAAGUGUGAUCGCCACUCUGUGUGAGAACCUGGACUCGCUGGACGAACCAGAGGCCCGGGCGGCCAUGAUCUGGAUUGUGGGGGAGUACGCUGAGCGCAUCGACAACGCGGAUGAGCUGCUGGAGAGCUUCCUGGAGGGCUUCCAUGACGAAAGCACACAGGUCCAGCUACAGCUGCUGACCGCCAUCGUCAAGCUCUUCCUGAAGAAGCCCACUGAGACCCAGGAGUUGGUCCAGCAGGUCCUCAGCCUGGCCACGCAGGACUCUGACAACCCAGACCUGCGGGACCGGGGUUACAUCUACUGGCGGCUGCUGUCCACGGACCCAGUGGCAGCCAAGGAGGUGGUGCUGGCAGAGAAGCCGCUUAUUUCGGAGGAGACAGAUCUGAUCGAGCCCACGCUGCUGGACGAACUCAUCUGCUACAUUGGGACCCUGGCCUCUGUCUACCACAAGCCCCCCAGCGCCUUCGUGGAAGGCAGCCGCGGUGCCCUCCACAGGAGCCUCCCCCCGCGCACUGGCUCGAGCGAAAGUGCGGAGAGCCCUGACCUGGCCCCGUCCGGGGGUGCUCCGGCCGAGCAGCCGGCCGUCAUCCCCACCCAAGGCGAUCUCCUGGGUGACCUCCUGAACCUUGACCUGGGGCCCCCAGUGAGCGGGGCCCCCGGGGCCACUUCCUCAGUGCCCAUGGGGGGCGUGGACCUCCUGGGCGGGGGCCUGGAUAGCCUGAUGGGGGACGAAGCUGAAGGGAUGGGGGGCCCCAGCUUCACCGCCCCCAGCGCUGUCAUGCCCUCCAACCUGGGGGCCCCCCUCGGAGGCGGGCUGGGGGACCUCUUUGACCUGGCCGGCGGUGUGGGGACCCUGUCCGGGUCCUACGUGGCCCCCAAAACGGUCUGGCUCCCGGCAGUGAAGGCCAAGGGGCUGGAAAUUUCGGGGACCUUCAGCCGUCAAGUGGGGGCCCUCUCCAUGGACCUGGUGCUCUCCAACAAGGCCCUGCAAGUCAUGUCCGACUUUGCCAUCCAGUUCAACCGCAACAGUUUUGGCCUGGCCCCUGCUGCCCCGCUCCAGGUCCAUGCUCCGCUGGCACCCAACCAGAGCGUGGAGCUCUCCCUCCCUCUCAACACUGUCGGCUCCGUCAUGAAGAUGGACCCCUUGAACAAUCUCCAGGUGGCGGUGAAGAACAACAUUGACGUCUUCUACUUCAGCACCCUCUACCCCUUGCACAUCCUCUUCGUGGAAGAUGGGAAAAUGGAGCGGCAGAUGUUUCUGGCCACCUGGAAGGACAUCCCCAACGAGAACGAGGCACAAUUUCAGAUCAAGGACUGUUCCCUCAGCGCAGACGCGGUGAGCACCAAGCUCCAGGGCAGCAACAUCUUCACGAUCGCCAAGAGGAACGUGGAGGGCCAGGACAUGCUCUACCAGUCGCUCAAGCUCACCAACGGCAUCUGGGUCCUGGCCGAGCUCCGGAUCCAGCCAGGGAACCCUAGCCUCACGCUUUCCCUCAAAUGCCGGGCCCCCGAAGUUGCGCAGCACGUUUUCCAGGCCUAUGAAACCAUCCUCAAGAACUGAAGGCCACGAGCCACGGUCGCAAGGACCCCCCAACUUCCUGUCCUUUCUGUUGCCCCACCCCAUCCCCCCCCCCAAAAAAAAGGUGGCGAAGGGGGUGGGAUGCAGACCGUCAUCUUUCCUCCGUGAAAGGUAUCCAGCUGGCGGCCAUUUUGGGGGGCUAGGGUCAGAGGUCAGUCAGCGGCUAUCUUGGAAAUGGUCCCGCUGUGUAGUGUAUCCCAUCUGCCAGUUCUGCUUUAUACAAUCCAUGUGACCCCCUUUAAAUCGUGGAAGGGGGUCCCGUCCUCCCCCGUCAGCACCAUUUUGCUCUUUUCCUGACUGAAUAAACGAACAACUCAA
Messenger RNA from Anolis sagrei ordinatus, 3302 nucleotides. RefSeq names its product adaptor related protein complex 1 subunit beta 1 (gene AP1B1). The record is from RefSeq and is a predicted model, not a curated record. Lineage: Eukaryota; Metazoa; Chordata; Lepidosauria; Squamata; Anolidae. Gene Ontology annotation, biological process: vesicle-mediated transport; intracellular protein transport. Gene Ontology annotation, molecular function: clathrin binding. Gene Ontology annotation, cellular component: clathrin adaptor complex; membrane coat.